AUGCAAGCACGCGCCGCUGAUCGGGCCGAGGAUGUCAGCAGUCGCGCCAGUGGCAGUGUGCGCAGCGGACACGUUCAACGCGGGAUGAUUAACGGCACUGGCGGCAGCACGCUCGCCCACCCUCCGCUCGAGUGGGUCGCCUGUCUAGGUUGCUUGAAGAGCCAUCCAGUCCUCUUCCCCUCCACCGAACCAUGGGAUAACCUCUACAUCACGACGUGCUGCCAUGUUCUGUGUGCGCGCUGUGCGUUCAGCGGAUACGCCAGCGAGAUUGCGACGGCCACGGCCAGCGCUCAUCACCAGCCCGCCCCGAGGGAUCCUCCAUCGACCGCAACGCUCGAAACCCUUUUUUUAGGCUGUGCAAUCUGCUCGUUGGAUACUCAGUUCAUGCUCCUCGACGAGAACGUUCCUGAUGAGCUCGCCCCUUGCUUCCGACCGCUCGUCCGCACGCUCGAAGAACUUUCCGCUGCGACGAAUUGGCAAGUCGACCACCUCGCGCUGCAGGUAGCUUGGCUCCGACACAAAUGCGAGAGGCAGAAGGGAAACUUGACCAAGCUGGUUCAAGAGCUCAAGAGAAUCAAGGGGGAGCUAGGGUCAGUGUUCAUACGCCAGGGACAUGUUAAUCUGCCACAAUGAGGAAAAAUGCUGACUCGAGCGAUCCGAACGUGCAGAAAAUUUCGAGAGCUGGAACAAGAGAAUGAGCGGUUACGGGCUCUAGUGGACUCGCGCGAGCCGCGACACGAACACGAAUUUCGCCUACCCCACAGGCCCAUGGGGCUUCAUCCUCCAUCUGAUCCGAGAUACGAUCAAUUGACUCUCCACGACGCCCAGCCUGAUCAUGCCAUCACUCGCCGCGAAGCCCCCGACAGUCCUGCCCGGCCCCCAUCGGUAGCCGCUCUCCCAGCUGCUCCGUCACGAUAUUCCCUCCCGGCGACUCUCAAAAAGCAAAGCCACGAGUGGUCGGGACCGCGCUCGAGAACUCCAUCCAUCGCAGCCCGAUCCCCUCUACAUCGCUCGGCUUCCGUUAGCACCAAGUCCCCACGCCAACGACCUUACCCUCGACCCCAGACGUCACCCCAUCAAACCCUCGCAACUCGCCCCGCUUCUGCGCAGUCGACACUUCGCACAUCGCCGUGGCUACAUCCUGCGGCGACACCUCCACCUCUGCGUGCUUCGACCGCACAGGGGCAUCGACAACACUUUGAACCCCUUCACGCUGCUCAGUACCGUGCUCGACAGGAACAAGCCGGCUUGGGCAAAAUCGACGAGGAAAAUACAGGCUUGAGAGCGACCGAGCCGCAGUGGGAACGGUUCCGCCCCCCACCCCCACCGUUCAGCGGAACGAGGAGUGGAUCAGUUAUAUUGCCACACAUCGAGACGGGCACUGUGAGGGUGUCAACACCAAGACAACCGUUCGUACCAUGUCCCGCGAGUGCAUCCCGGAGAACCGAUAAUGGGGAUACAAGGGUGCAGAGUCUGCCCAGGGGUUUCCAGACAGCGAGGGAUCUGCAUCGGUUAGGUUGA
Messenger RNA from Microbotryum saponariae, 1521 nucleotides. Lineage: Eukaryota; Fungi; Basidiomycota; Microbotryomycetes; Microbotryales; Microbotryaceae. The record is from the annotation of a GenBank genome assembly.